UUUAUAAGACUUUAAGCCUCAAAAAGUUCCUACUUAUAAGAGACAACUUCCACCACUCCCACAUUCACUCUCUCCACUCCCACAAAAUGGAGCAAGAGCAAGACCUCUUUCAAGUCUCACUCUCCACUACCUCCUCCUCCGCCGCUCCACAAACGGGCCGAAGGCCCAUAUGCGAGAACUGCACAAGGCCCAAUCCAGUUUGCAUCUGCCACAAACUUCCAGCCCAGCCCAUUGAAAUAACAACCCAAAUCAUAAUCCUCCACCACCCACACGAGGCCCAACACAAGCUCUCCACCACACCAAUCCUCACCAAAUGCUUAACCAACACAACAGCCCUCGUCGGCCGCCGUCUCCGCCGCGGCAACUCACCGCUCCUCGACCAAUCGCCACCUUCCGCCAUCUACCUCUUCCCCUCGACCCAAACCUCGCCCGCCGUCAACUUAUCCCAACUGAGGGACAAGGACACCCCUAAGGUCCUGAUCGUGUUCGACGCCACGUGGAAGCACGCCAAGGAGAUGGUCAGUGCCAGCGAAGGGUAUUUGGGUAAAUUUGCGAAGAGGGUUUGCUUGGAUUUCGAUGAGAAUGAGAUUGGUGGGAGUAUUUACGAUUCUGAUCUGAUUCUGAGGAAGGAGCCGUUUGGUGGGUGUGUGAGUACCAUGGAAGCUGUGGCCAGGACUCUCAGGGUUCUUGAGCCCAAUGGGCCUGAGAUUGAAGCUGGGCUUAUUGGGGUUUUGAGGGAAAUGGUUAGAUUACAGGCUAGUUUUCUUAAGCCCAUGAAGCCCAGGCCCAAGUUGUUGAAGAAACAAAAGAAGAAAAAAGUAGAGAACGAGUGUGGAAGUUAGUCAAUUUUUUUUUUAUUUUUCACUCCUUGGAUUACUAUGUCACUUAAAUUAUAGUGAGCAACAAUAAAAUUCAUUUUUCAAAUAAUAUUGUUUUUUUGAUGACCAAAUUUGAGAUGUAAAAUUUUUCCAAUUUACAAAUAAAUAGUUAUAUCUAUAUACACUAA
Cannabis sativa is the source of this 1006-nucleotide messenger RNA. Its product is annotated as tRNA-uridine aminocarboxypropyltransferase A. Bases 87 to 842 code for a protein of 251 amino acids. NCBI's taxonomy places the organism in Eukaryota, Viridiplantae, Streptophyta, Magnoliopsida, Rosales, Cannabaceae. The transcript has a single exon. The record is from RefSeq and is a predicted model, not a curated record.